AUGCAAGAGAAUACCAUCAAGUCAGCACAAAUUCCAUCAACAACAACAACAAGUAACAAUAAUAACGGCGGAGGAGGCAAUGCAGCAGCAGCAGCAGCAGGAAUAACGACUGCCACUUCCAACAUCACAACAACUUCUUCGUCUUCGCCAUCAAAUGCAAAUGAUAUCGAUCAAGCACAAUUUGAGGCAGACAAACGUGCAGUGUACAAACACCCUCUCUUCUCGCUGUUGGCACUUUUACUAGAAAAAUGUGAACAAGCAACUUUAGGAUAUGUUUCAAACUCGUCGUCAUCGAAUUCGUCGUCGCGAUCGAGUCCGAACGGAUCUUCCAAUGGAAAUUGCGAAAAUGACAGUUUUUCGAGGGAUGUUCAGGCCUUUGUGCAGCUGCUGGAGAAGGAAAAACGACCGUUACUGACAAACAACGCCGAAUUGGAUGGACUGAUGAUCAAAGCGCUGCAAGUCUUGAGGAUACAUCUCUUGGAAUUGGAAAAAGUUCAAGAACUCUGUCGCGAUUUCUGCACCAGAUACAUUGCCUGUUUGCGUGGCAAAAUGCAGUCGGAGAAUUUACUGAGGUCGGAUUACGCGCUCGAGCACAACAACAACCUCUCGAACUCGAAUAGUCCCGUCAACAGUCCCGAGCAAGACGGUUUGUCGAGUCAGCAUGGUCCCUUUUAUGGCAACCAAGAUUUUUUAUCGAAUAGUGAUGCACCGUCAGACUUUUCCAGCACGACGACACCGAGUAACCAGUUCCUCGUUCAUCACAACGGCGGAGCUGGCGGCGGUGCAUCACAACAUCUCGAGACAGACUUGAGCAUGGCGGCGGCAGGUCAUGCGUUGUCUCAUCAGAUACUCGGUACGACGCCUCUCAGUCAAAUUGGAUGCGCGCCCGUGUCGGCGGUGACGAUACCCGAACAGUAUGCCGCGCAGUUGUCGCCGUGCAACAGUUCCGACGAGCUGGAUGACGAUGACGACGACUUGGGAUCCAAUUUUUCGAAUAAUUCCGGUGGGAAGCGACAAAAACGCGGCAUUUUGCCGAAACAAGCAACGAGCGUGAUGCGGGCAUGGCUUUUUCAGCAUUUAGUGCAUCCGUAUCCGACGGAGGACGAGAAACGAACAAUUGCGGCGCAGACUAAUUUGACCUUAUUACAAGUCAACAAUUGGUUCAUCAACGCCCGACGUCGAAUCCUUCAGCCGAUGCUAGAGCACGCUUCCGAUAAUUCAGGCCAGAGUCCAGCAAACAGCGAGAAACGUUACUGGCCUGAACAAUCGUCGGGAGCACCGGGCACCGUCAACUCCUCCAACGACCCAAACAUCGAGAACAUUAGUGGAAAUAUCAAUCGCGCCGAUCGGCGUUCCAACAGUUUUUACAGUUCCGAAGAGAGCAACGAUGGCAGCUUAGUUAUCGAUCAAGAUAACUAAUUUUCCUAAACGAAAAAAAAAAAUUGUAGAUAAAAUUCAGUCCGAGAGAGUUCAAGUCGAUAAAGAAGGCAGCUCCGCCCAUUUUACGUACAGACUUUUCGUAGCGGCACGAGUUUCUAUGACAAAAACUGAAUAUUUCGCUAAAACAAUUUUUCGUGCCGCUUCGUACAAAUAAAAAGUGCCGCGCAGUGUAACGUUGGAAGUGUGUGUCUCGUUUUCGUGGCACGUUUCCUGGACAGGAUCGCGUUUGUUGAUCUGCGUUUCAGUGACUUGACUUGUCACAAUGCCAAGGUAGAAAAGUCAUUUUAGUAUAUUCGGAUUCGAUUGCACGGCAACGGGUCGGACGCACGAAUACGGAUAACUGCUAAAUUGACGAUCGUCUGCCAACUUUCUAAAUUUGUUGGUUUCUCCUAAAUAAUCUUAUCUUAGCCUCGAGUAACUUAACUUGUUCAGAACGCUUCCAUAUGCAAACUGGCACUUGUCGAGCAAGUCAGCCAUUUCUUUU
Molecule: messenger RNA, 1924 nt
Organism: Culicoides brevitarsis
Lineage: Eukaryota; Metazoa; Arthropoda; Insecta; Diptera; Ceratopogonidae
Product: homeobox protein PKNOX2-like
Exons: 5
Coding region: 1-1419 (472 amino acids)
Biological process (GO): regulation of transcription by RNA polymerase II
Molecular function (GO): RNA polymerase II cis-regulatory region sequence-specific DNA binding
Source: RefSeq, a predicted model, not a curated record